Messenger RNA from Hydra vulgaris (swiftwater hydra), 2945 nucleotides. RefSeq lists its product as uncharacterized. NCBI's taxonomy places the organism in Eukaryota, Metazoa, Cnidaria, Hydrozoa, Anthoathecata, Hydridae. The record is from RefSeq and is a predicted model, not a curated record.
CUCACAUGAAAUUAUCAUCGAAGGAAUAUUGAAUUUUUUAUUAAUCCGCUCUCCAUUAUUUUUAUACCUAUUUUCUAUUCACCUGCCAAAUUUCCUCAAAAAAAAUGUGCCGCAAAUAUCUUUCUACUCCUCGCAAAAAAGCAAAAUAAAUAAUCAACUUUAAUUAAUGGAUGCUAUAAUACAAUUGUUCCAAGAGCACGUUUCACCAGAAAAGCUCCAGAAGUAUCGUUUGGAAUGGGAAAAUAUCACCAGCACAAUAGUAGUUGCACUUUCCAAACCAAUUUUAGAAAAACCAGAAUUAAAAAGCGUUUUUUCUCCAAUAAACCAAUCAUCUUUUUCUAAUAUUGAAUCCAAUAAUGCAAAAAACGUCACAAUUUUACAUGAAACAAACUUGCCAAUGGUAACAUUAAACAGUUCAAAUCAAAAUUUAGACAAAUCUAUUAUUAAUAUAGAGGACAAAGCAGUUAUAGAAACUGCUUUAAAUGAUUCAUCUAUCUCAAGCAAAGCAUCAUCUGAAAUUGAAAAAGUUACUAAGUUGCAAGAAACUAAAGUGUCAACUGUUGAUCCUGCAUGUGUGAAUGUUUCAACUCAAGAUUUAAACGAAUUAUUUUUCAGCAAUAAAGUUGAAAUCAUAGCUAGUGGUAGUAAUGUUGAAGGUGCCAGCAUGGCACGACUGUUUUUUGAAGACAGUCAAAGAGAGAUAGAGUUAGACGUAAUGUAUCAGGUAGCACAAAUUAAUAGAAUAUGUUUAGAGCAGUGCAAUAAAAGCAAUCCUAUGUUUGUUCAUAUUUUGUUGGAAAUGGACCCAAAUGUAAUAAAUGAAUGUGCAAGGAGGUAUGAGGAAGACUGUUCUAAAUUUGUUGAAUGCGAUAAUAAGAAUUUCAAAUCAUAUCUUUGCAGUGAUGUUCUAAAAUCUGAAGCAAAAUUUUUCCUUAAUUCCGUGUCUCCUGAUUUUUUAAAACGCUUUGGAGGUUAUGCACCUUGUACUGUUCAUCCCGAAUGGAACUCUAAAGAUGCUGCCGGAACAUUUAAUAUAGUAUUUUCCAAUGACCCUAAAUUCACUGGUAAACGUGAAAGCAAUCCUCAAGAAACUGUAAAACACGUUUUUAAUGAAGUUGUUAAUAGUUCUGCAGAGUUUGAGCAAAAAGCCAAAAGUAUGUUAGAAACACUUAUACGGAUUCAACACAAUUUUCUAGAAUCAAGAUUGACUGGAAAAACAAAAGUUGAACAAAUAAGUUUAGCAACUGAAUGGUCAAACCAAUGUUUAUUAUUGACGGAUACUUUGUGUGAUCAUCGCCAAGAAACUAUAGCUUAUACUCUUAGACAACUUAUAGGGUAUGAAACAAAGGAAAUGACUGAGAGUAUACGAUUUCCUAUCAAGAAAAAAUUUGAAAACCAUAUAUCAAAAUUGAAUAAAUUUUUAGAAGAACCAAAUUCAGAUGAAUCUGAACAAAUAUUGCGUGACUUUGAAACUGAUGCGAAACUCCAACAAUCUAUUACCGGUUUUGACACGUUUCUAAGGGAUGAAUUAUUUUUUAUAAAAACUGUACGUUUUGCUCAGAAAGAAGAAGAUUCUAAUAAUAACGUUAAUGAAUUGUUAAUUUUUUCAGAAAAGUAUGUAUCAAAAAUCUCAAUUGAUUUUGUUUUUUGUUUAAGAUGUAAUUUUUGGCCGGUAGUUGCUGCAGAGUGGCUUGAAAGAGAAAGACUCUGGCCGGAGCAAGCAACCAUCAAAAAUAUAGUUACAAAUGGGAUACACGUUGUUUGUAAAGAACUUCAACAUAGUGCUAUUGACUGGCGACUAUCAUUCUCAGUUGCCGAGAUAGAAAUCGCUAAGCUAUGGACAACCUGGCAACAUUACAUUUAUUUUAUUUUUAAAAGUCUGUUUUACAAAUAUCUUAAGCCUUUGUCAAACAAAGGUAUCAAAGUUAUAACGUCAUAUUUGGUUAAAACUGUUAUGCUAAACGUUAGCGAAAGUUUCGAACAGUCACAUUGGUGUAAAGAGAAUGCUGGCGAGUGUCUGCAUGUGUUGUUAAUGACAUUAAUCUCUGCUUUCGAAAGUAAAAUUUUACGACAUCAUUUUAUACCCACGUUUAAUUUACUUCACGGGGCGUCAAGUGAUAAAGAAACAGAGCAAGUUUUAGAUAAAGCUGCUGAUAUAUUAUGUUCGCUGCUAAAAAGCUCAGAAGACAUACCUUCAAACUUAUCAGCAACUUUCGAGAUCAUAGUAGAAUUUCUAAAGGUUUUAGAAAGACAAACAGAAAUGAAAACUCGAAUAAACGAUGAGUUAUUGCCAUUCAUGAAGCAAUUAUGAUUUCAAUAUGUGGAUAAAGUACUUUUUUAAAUGAACUUUUUUACCCAGAAAGCUUUUUGAGUUUGUAUUAAUUUGUUUACAACAUGACUAUUUUCUAAAGUUUUAAAAUAGCUCUCAAGUAUAAUAUUUUGCAAAAACAUAUUUUAUCAUAUGAGCAAAAACCAUAUAGCUGAUAUGCGCAUUUAUUACCUUCGUAUUAUAUUGCGACUUAAUACAUUAUGUUAUGAACAUUAUAAUAUUAUAGUUUAUUAUUUUAUGAUAUUGGCCAUAAGUAAGUGAAGAAAAUGUUAACGAACCAUACAGUGUGGUAUGCGGUCAAACGCGCAUUGUUUAACACCUGUUUCAUUAUAAUAUUUUAAUAUGCUUAUAUAAGUUUUAUAAGAGCGAGUUAACAAAAACAUGAUUUUUGACAUAUCGAAGUUGACGAGAUUGAUUCAAGGUCGGCGAUUUUUAGGCUGAUAACACUGAAAGCUUUUAUUUUUUAUCAGUGACUGAUAUAUUUUGCAAUAUUAUCUUUUUUUUUUUUUAGUUUUGAGCUGCCUAAGAGUACGUAUCGUAAAAUAUUUCGGGUAAUAAGUAAACCCAAAACUGCGUGUUGUACUUUCUUUAAACACAAUCACAUUAUACUAUUCAA